UCGCGACCGACCGCCUAAUUCUCUCCUCAUUUCCGAUACUUUUCUGCGGUGGUGACUAUCUCAUCAUAUUCUUAACUGGGCUUUACUAUCAAUAAUCUCCUCAGCAAUAUCAUAUAUAUAUACGAUGGUGUUUCCCCGGUCGCUCCUGAUCGCGGCUUCCGCAUUCCUCCUUGGCUCCCCGAAGCAGGCCGCUGGGACAGUAACGGAACUACAGAGCGUGCUGAAGAACACCCACAUGAGCAAUGAAUAUGGAUAUCCCACCGACUUUACCAGGGACGUUCUGCCUAUCCCAGUCCAUUCCCAUAAUGACUACUGGAGAGAUGUGCCUUUCUACGCAGGCCUAUCGAAAGGAUGCAUAUCGACUGAGGCGGAUGUGUGGCUGUAUAAUGGCACUCUUUAUGUCGGUCAUGAUGAGUCUUCUCUGACGGAAAAGCGAACCUUGGAGUCGCUCUAUGUCAACCCGAUCCUGGAUGUGCUCCAACGUCAGAACCCCACAUCUCGUUUCGUGACAUCGCCCACGAAGAACGGUGUGUUCGAUACUGACACUUCACAAACGCUUUAUUUCUUCAUUGAUCUGAAGACAUCCGGGCCUGAAACCUUGAAUGCUGUCGUCGCGGCCUUGGAGCCACUGCGCACGCGUGGUUACCUGACUACUCUCAAGGACAACACGACCAUCAUCGAGGGGCCCGUCACGGUGAUAGGCACCGGUAACACACCACUUGACCUGGUCGGGCCGGUGGCCAACAGAGACUACUUCUUUGAUGCACCCCUCGAUAAACUUGACGAGGGUCAAUACUCCGAGAUAACCGGUCUAAUCUCUCCUAUUGCCUCGACUAACUUUGCGGCUGCCGUGGGUCCUCUUUCGCAUAGUGAGCUGAGUGAGAAUCAAACCCUUGCCAUUCGAACGCAGAUCGCUGCUGCUAAGAAGAAGGGUAUUGGAGCGCGAUACUGGGGUACCCCUUACUAUCCGAUCCGUGCUCGCAACAACAUUUGGAGGACUCUGCUCGAGGAAGGUGUUGCUUUGUUGAAUGCAGAUGAUCUGAAUGCUGUGGCGGGAUACUUUUGAAAUGUGUUAAUGUCCAUAGAUAGUAGAGGUUGGCUAGCUCCCUGAUGUUCUUUCUUGGAGGUUCAAUUCACUUGGAUCCAUCAUGUGUAAAGGCCAUAUCCGCCUAUGCGUCCUCCGGAAUCUCUGCUGUUGGUUGUGGUGUUAUUCCACCAUCUCAGCACGGACAGAUAUUCAACCACUUCAAUAUCUCUCUCUUGUCAAAGCGGCAACAUUCCUGAGCCAAA
Aspergillus homomorphus CBS 101889 is the source of this 1290-nucleotide messenger RNA. RefSeq lists its product as uncharacterized. The transcript is spliced from 6 exons. Gene Ontology annotation, biological process: lipid metabolic process. Lineage: Eukaryota; Fungi; Ascomycota; Eurotiomycetes; Eurotiales; Aspergillaceae. The coding region runs from base 125 to 1066 and encodes 313 amino acids. Gene Ontology annotation, molecular function: phosphoric diester hydrolase activity. The record is from RefSeq and is a predicted model, not a curated record.